This is a messenger RNA of Rhineura floridana, 2283 nucleotides long. RefSeq names its product ceramide synthase 1 (gene CERS1). The record is from RefSeq and is a predicted model, not a curated record. The transcript is spliced from 7 exons. Gene Ontology annotation, cellular component: membrane. The coding region runs from base 148 to 1197 and encodes 349 amino acids. Gene Ontology annotation, biological process: ceramide biosynthetic process. Lineage: Eukaryota; Metazoa; Chordata; Lepidosauria; Squamata; Rhineuridae. Gene Ontology annotation, molecular function: sphingosine N-acyltransferase activity.
GCGCGUGCGCAGCGCGAGCUUGCCGCUGUUCCAGCUGCAAACAGCUGGCGCGGAGCUGGUGCGCGCCUCUUGGGCGGCUGCGGCGCGUUUGCUGCUGUUUGCUCGUCGCGGCGCUCCUGCACUUUGCCGUCCCCAGAGCCGGGAGGGAUGGAGGCGGCGGCGGCGCUGCCGGGCUACGAGCAGCUCGUGCGGCUCGGGUACCGGAGCCUGGCCGGCACGCUGCGGAGCUGCACGGACUGCGGCUGGGAGCUGGCCCGGCGGACGUGGGCUGAGAACGCGCGGCUGGCCUGGAGCGAGGCGCUCCUCUGGGGCCUUUGCGCGGUGGGCUGGACGGUCGCUCGCGGCGCUGCCUCCCGGCGCCUCUUUCGGCCCUUUGCCGAGUGGUGUCAGCUGCCCCCCCAGGAUGCUGCAAAGAUGCCAGAGAGUGCGUGGAAACUGGCCUUCUACACCGUGUCCUGGUCAUAUGGGGCCCACCUACUGUUCUUCGCCGGCUACCCCUUUUUCUAUGACCCUCCUUCUGUCUUUUACGACUGGAAGAAAGGCAUGGAGGUGCCGACCAACAUUGCAGUCGCCUACCUGAUGCAAGGCAGCUUUUAUGGUCAUUCCAUCUAUGCCACGCUCUACAUGGAUGCUUGGCGCAGGGACUCCAUCGUCAUGCUCGCCCACCACGUGGUCACUCUGGCGCUCAUCACCUUCUCUUACAUGUUCAGGUACCACAAUGUGGGGAUUCUUGUCUUCUUCCUUCAUGACAUCAGUGACGUCCAGCUGGAGUUUACCAAGCUCAAUGUCUACUUCAAGUAUCGUGGCGGGGUCUACCAUCGUCUGAACGACAUCGUCUCCAGCGCUGGCUGCAUCUCCUUCGGCAUCAGCUGGUUCUGGUUCCGCCUGUACUGGUUCCCCCUCAAGGUGCUGUACGCCACUUGCCACACCAGCCUCCAGGCUGUGCCCGACAUCCCUUUUUAUUUCUUCUUCAAUGCUUUGCUCUGCAUUCUGCUGCUGAUGAACAUCUAUUGGUUCCUGUACAUCAUCCUCUUUGUGGCAAGGGUCAUGCUGGGGCAGGUUCAAGAACUGAAUGAUGUGCGGGAAUAUGACGUUGACGCGGCCUCGAGGAAGAAAGACUGGGAGCUUCACAUCCCCAGCUCCUGGAAGGAAGGGAAGCAUUUGAAGAAUGGGCUCGUGAAAGACAAGCGUUUAUAAGCGGCGCCUGCUGGACCUCAGCCUGCAAGGACCCCCUUUGCUGAAACCCCGGCCUGUUUGGCGAGGCACAGAGGAAGAGCCAGCCAUUCCAACCCUGUUGAGACCUGGAGCCAAAAGGGGUGGGGGAGCACCCGUGGGUGACUUGUGGUGGGGGCGGAGGGUGUUUUAUCAAAAGAAAAAAACACGCUUGCUAGGGUUAGGGUUGAUCCUGGGGAAUGCAGUUGGUUGGCGCAACCCAGAGGCCUGUGGAGAGGAUGGCCAGAUUGGAACAGGCCGCUCUUACAAGAUAACAACACGUUCUGACUUCAGAUGGUUGUAGCAUGUCCAGCAGAGAGACUGGACUGCGACCUGGGCGGGGAAGGGCAUUGCAUCUCCUCACCCAACAUCCCCUGUGCAGCCUUCUUCAGAAUGCGCCGGACUCAACCCCUUGGUCUCUCGCUUCCAGAGCCCCGACUGGCGAAAUGAACAAGAGUUCUGUUGGAAUCAGACUGGAUGAGCACACGUGUGAAUCUGCGGAUGCUAAUCCCACCCUGUAGCACUUUGUUUGUGUCCCCCCCCCCCUUUUUAAUAUAUAUAUUUUCUGGAUCGGUCUUUAGCCUGGUUGGGAGAGGCGAAUUACGUCUUGUCUCAGGGUGCGUGUUUUUUUCCUGCUACUUGAUUUUGGGUCAUGUGCAAAUAAGCCCUGAACCCACAAAAUGACGAUUGAUCGGGACCUCUUCUGAAUUUGUUUCUGAAAAGAGACUUUUAAUUUAAAAAAAAAAAAAUGGGGGCGGGCAGGGAAGAAACGGGAGAAGUUGCCAAACUUAGGAGAAUACCCAAAUAACUAGGGGUGGUCGGAGACAAAGGGGGUGGCACUAAAUGCACUGCAGUUUCCCCGCUGAUGACAGUUGGAGCCUCCAUGUGCAGAGACUGUUUACCUUCAAAUACUGUACCAUAGCAUGCAAUGAGGAAAGAGGAUCUGUGUGAGAAAGAUGAUCCUGUAGUGGUGGGGGAGUACCAAUGGACAGAGACGGGUGGCCAUUAUUAUUAUUUUUUGCAAGGGGGAUGUUGUUUAGACUAUUAAAACUAUUAGCAUCCAUAUUUUUA